Messenger RNA from Impatiens glandulifera, 925 nucleotides. RefSeq names its product B3 domain-containing protein Os11g0197600-like. Bases 1 to 771 code for a protein of 256 amino acids. NCBI's taxonomy places the organism in Eukaryota, Viridiplantae, Streptophyta, Magnoliopsida, Ericales, Balsaminaceae. Gene Ontology annotation, molecular function: DNA binding. The transcript is spliced from 4 exons. The record is from RefSeq and is a predicted model, not a curated record.
AUGGGCAGUGAUGAAAAAUUCAGCUUCUACAAGAUCAUUCAACCUGGCCAAACAUCUUUGGAAACAAUGAGAAUCCCUCCAAACUUCACCAAGAACUAUACAAGAAACUUACCCAAAUAUGUGACCCUGAAAGGUCCUAAUGGCAAGAUUUACCCACUUCAACUAAGGAAAGAUUCAGCUGGUUUCUCAUUUAAAGAAGAUGGGUGGGAUUCAUUUUUCAAAGACUCGGGUUUUCAAGGUGGGGAAUUCACAGUUUUCACUUAUGAUGAACCAUACUCACACUUUGAAGUGAGGAUUUUCGAUAUGAGUGGAUUGGAAAGAAUGCCAUUGAUGGGAAGCUGUGAUUCCAUGUCAUUGAGUGAAGAACUAGCAGUUCCUGCAAUUCCAUUGAAACAAGUUCAUCCAGAAGGCUCUAACAAUAAUGAUAAUUAUCAUCUUUAUGAUGAGAUGUUGGAGAAAGCUGGAAUCAAAUUCCCUUAUAUCUUAAAGCGUUUAACCAGUUACCAUGUUGAGAAGAUUUUCGUGAUGAAUUUCUCCAAAUCCUCUGUUUUAGAACAGUACUUGCCAAGUGAAAGAGAAAAUAUAGUUCUACUAAAUGCAGAGGGAAGAUCAUGGGAAGUGAGUUAUAUUCCAAAGAAGAACAGAUCAUCACUUUCUGGAGGUUGGGGACGUUUUGCCCAUGAAAAUGGUCUAAAGGUGGAUGAUAUGUGUGCUUUCCAGAUUCUCUCCCAACAUGAAAUUCGAGUGCAUGUGUUGGGGGAUUUGGUUUGACGAAAAGUGGGUGUUUUCUUUUGAGAUUGAUGGAAGUUUUUGUUCUAUUAAGAAUGAUUUAAGACUUAUUUUGUUUGAUCCUAACUGUGUUUUAUCAGUUUGUUAUGCAUGCAUAGUUUAUUUAGGUUUAUGAAAUAAUCGGUGUGUUCUUCAU